AUGGCGGCCUCCAUACGAGCUAAGUGCGGCAGGUUGAUUUGCAGAGCGAGAGGCGCGAUCGGCGGCCAGCGACGCCACUUGGUCACAUCUUCGGGUGGUGGCUUCCCAUUCCGGCCGAGGCCGCUGCCAUUCCUGCUGGUGACGGGCGGCGGUUACUAUGGUUAUCAACAUUACAAGAAGCGAGAGGACAGUGCACCGCCCGCUCUGGCCACGCCUGCUCAGGUGGCGCUCUAUCGCUCCUUCCCUACCCGCCUGCUGUCCCGGGCGUGGGGGCGCGUCAACCAGGUGGAGCUUCCCACCUGGCUCCGCAAACCCGUCUAUUCGCUCUACAUAUGGACAUUUGGAGUCAACAUGCAGGAAGCCGCGGUGGAGGACUUGAGUCACUACCGGAAUCUCGGGGAGUUUUUCCGUCGCCGUCUGAAGGAGUCGGCGCGGCCGCUCUGCUCCGCCUCCUGCUUGGUAUGCCCGGCGGACGGUAAGAUUGUACACCUGGGUCGUGUGCUCGCUUCGGAGGUGGAGCAAGUCAAGGGGGUCACGUACAGCCUGGAGCACUUCCUGGGCCCACGUGACGGAUGCAGCCACGGGUCAUCAGAGGCGACGUCAUCACGUCCAUCCUUCCGGGACGGCCUCCUGUCCAGCCCCGACAACGAGCUGUUCCACGUGGUGGUGUACUUGGCUCCCGGGGACUAUCACCGCUUCCACUCUCCCGCCGACUGGACGGUGGAGCUCAGGCGACACUUCACAGGUUCUCUGAUGUCGGUGAGCCCGGGUGUGGCGGGCCGGGUCAAGGAGUUGUUCUGCCUGAACGAGCGCGUGGCUUUGAGCGGCCGAUGGCGGCACGGCUUCUUCUCCUUUACGGCCGUGGGCGCCACCAACGUGGGAUCCAUACGCGUCUACUUUGAUCAAGAACUGCAGACAAACGUGCCCCGCGACAAGGAAGGCGCUUUCCGUGACCUGCAUUACGCCGCCACAGGCGAGGGGGAUUUUGCCGGAGGGGGCGUGGCUUUGCGGCGCGGGGAGGCGGUGGGAGAGUUCAAUUUGGGCUCCACCGUAGUGGUCCUCUUCGAAGCCCCCAAAGAUUUCGCCUUCACCGUCAAGCCGGGACAGACUGUGAGGGUGGGCGAGGGUCUGGGCGGCCUUUGA
This is a messenger RNA of Nerophis lumbriciformis (worm pipefish), 1143 nucleotides long. The record is from RefSeq and is a predicted model, not a curated record. Lineage: Eukaryota; Metazoa; Chordata; Actinopteri; Syngnathiformes; Syngnathidae.